UCCAAGUAUAAGUUCACUGAAUAUGGGUGACGAAAUGGCGUCCGAAACAAAUUUAUCAGAAGAUGACAUCAUCAGAAUUCACGACAACCAUGGUAACACCAUGGAGUUACUGGGGAGCGGGGGUCAGUACCUCAGCGCGAGCAGUGUCAGGUCGGGGAGGUACCCUAACCCCGUCACUAACAUCCCUAGGCUGAGAAAGAUGAACGUCAACGAAGAUGACAUCUUUCUCUGUGCAUAUCCAAAAGCAGGAACACAUUGGACCUGGGAAAUUAUGACCAUGCUCCUGCAACAGAGUGCUGAAUAUCACCCCCACGAAAAAGAAAGUUACAUGUACGAGUUACAGAUUCCAGAGACGCUUCAGGCUUUAGAGCCACCCCGUGUGUUUAACACCCACGUCCGACCAAAUAACCUACCGGAACAGUUCUUUGAGAAACGAUGCAAAACUGUGUUUGUUCGACGUAACCCAAAAGAUAUAGCGGUAUCAUUUUAUUACCACUGUAAGAACAUGAUCCAAUUUGGUGGCACUUUUAAACAGUUUAUGGAUUUCUUUUUGAAAGAAGAUGAACCAGUGUUACACUGCGCCUGGUAUAAAUAUACAUUAGAAUGGGAACAGUUCAUUAGAGAAAAUCCAGAUCAUCCUGUCCAUUGCAUCAUGUACGAGCAACUUCAACAGAAUGCAGUCGAAGAAAUCAAGCGUCUUGCUACCUUUUUGAAGACACCAUGUGACGACAAACUUGCCAAUCUCAUUGCCGAAAUAUGCUCGUUUCAAAAUCUCAAAAACGCAACUUUGAAGGUAAAAAAAGGGGAAAUGAGCAAGAUACUUUUCAGAAAGGGAAUGGUUGGAGACUGGAAAACUCAUUUCACCGUCGCGCUUAACGAGAAGUUUGACCAGUAUUUACAGCGUCAUCCAAGAACCUCAAUGUAUACGUAUGAUAUAUAGACUAGGACUUCUUUCCUGGGUGUCAGAUUAUAAAUGUAGGAAUAAAAUGGUUGUCACUAAAAUAUAUGUCAGUAAGUAUAAUGUACAUAUAUUCCUAUUUCAUGUUCUGUACACACCAUUGCUAGUGAUUUUUUUUAUCUUAAAAUCAGUGUAUUAUUUGUUUUGAAACAUGUUCUCGUUAAUGUUCAUGAUAUCCAUUGUGUUGAAUAUUAAAUUUUGAAUAUUAAACAAUCUUAUAACCAGCUUCUUAACUCAUGAAAGAGAAGCAUUUCAUAACGUGAAAUAGUUCAAGAUUGGCAAAGUGGUCAAUCCCUCUAUCCCGAAAAUCGAAUAAUUUCAUUACCAUUGAAAAUAACCAUAACUGUAUAUUUCACAGAUGAUAGCCUUGUUGUUUAAAUUGAUGGUACUUUAAAAAAAAUAAUCCCCAUUCUUUUUUAUUUAACCCCGUAUGUCUUUAUUUAUUCUGUUGGUCUCCUAUUGCACGUCGCUGUGAUUGCCAGAACAUUAACAUAUUCAUUGUCUUCUAGAGUGGACAAAAAUCUCCAGCAGAUACUACUUUCUUGCACUCUACAGAGCUUUUAAAGGUGUUUUCUUUGUUGUUUUUCCUUUUAAAAAAUGCUGUGGAUCACAUAUAUAAGGUUAAAAAUGAAAUAA
Magallana angulata is the source of this 1594-nucleotide messenger RNA. RefSeq names its product sulfotransferase 1A2-like. Bases 23 to 940 code for a protein of 305 amino acids. Lineage: Eukaryota; Metazoa; Mollusca; Bivalvia; Ostreida; Ostreidae. Gene Ontology annotation, molecular function: sulfotransferase activity. The transcript has 6 exons. Gene Ontology annotation, cellular component: cytoplasm. The record is from RefSeq and is a predicted model, not a curated record. Gene Ontology annotation, biological process: sulfation.